AAAAAUCAGUAUUGUAUUAAAAUCUAUGUUCAGGAUUAAAUAUUAAAGAAUUGGUUUCACGUCGGAGCAAUUUCUCCGCAGCGCUGUCGGCCAGCGGGUGGUGACGUCACCUGCAGUCCAUGCCGCAGAGUCUGCCUUAAACUGCCUCACAUAAGACAUAUAUCACACCUGACUGACAAUGGGGAUUCUGGACAAGAUCGCAGAGAUAGAGAGAGAGAUCUCUCGAACACAGAAGAACAAAGCAACUGAGUACCACCUGGGUUUAUUGAAAGCCAAGCUAGCCAAGUACAGAGCCCAGCUCCUGGAGCCCUCGAAGUCAUCUGGAGCCAAAGGUGAAGGCUUUGAUGUGAUGAAGUCUGGGGAUGCGAGAGUGGCUCUGAUCGGAUUCCCCUCAGUUGGCAAGUCUACGUUUCUCAGUUUAAUGACAUCAACAGAAAGUGAAGCAGCUUCGUAUGAAUUCACCACCUUGACCUGCAUUCCCGGAGUCAUUGAGUACAAAGGUGCCAACAUACAGCUGCUGGAUUUGCCUGGUAUUAUUGAGGGGGCUGCACAAGGUAAGGGCAGAGGUAGACAGGUCAUUGCUGUGGCCAGAACUGCAGAUGUGGUCAUCAUGAUGUUGGAUGCGACUAAAGGAGAUGUUCAGAGGGAACUUCUGGAAAAAGAGCUUGAAUCUGUUGGCAUCAGACUCAACCGCCCCAAACCAAAUAUCUAUUUUAAGCCUAAAAAAGGUGGUGGCCUAUCGUACAAUUCAACGGUUCCCCUCACACACUGCUCUGAGAAGCUUGUUCAGCUCAUUCUUCACGAGUACAAAAUCUUCAACGCUGAGGUUUUGUUCAGAGAGGACAGCACUCCUGAUGAAUUUAUUGAUGUCAUUGUGGGCAACAGAGUAUACAUGCCUUGCUUAUAUGUGUACAACAAAGUGGAUCAGAUUUCUAUAGAGGAAGUGGAUCGUCUUGCCCAUAGAGCUAACAGUGUAGUGAUCAGCUGUGGCAUGAAGCUGAAUCUAGAUUAUCUCCUUGAGCAGUUAUGGGAAUACCUGGCUCUGAUCUGCUUAUACACUAAGAAGAGAGGAGAACGGCCAGAUUUCGGUGACCCUAUAAUCAUGAGACGAGGAGCAUCAGUUGAACAUGCGUGUCACAGAAUCCACAGGACAUUAGCUAGCCAGUUCAAGUAUGCACUUGUCUGGGGAACAAGCACAAAGUACAGUCCUCAGAGAGUAGGACUGACGCACAUCAUGGAACAUGAGGAUGUCAUUCAGAUUGUGAAGAAAUAAAAUCUAGUCUUCAGGUCCACUACAGUAUCAGUAGAACAUUUGAUACAUACAUAAAUACAUACAUAACAGAACAUUUUAUGUUGACACAACUGCAGUGUUUCCUGGAACUUCAUGGACAAACCUGUGAUCAACAAUUAAAAAGGGAUUAUUUUAUGAAAAUCAUCUCCCUGACAAAACCCAUUCUAGUACAUAAUAUUCAGAUCUUUGUUUUAUUUUUACCUUUCAUAAUAUGAAAAAAGGUUGUUUCUUAAUAAACCAAAUUUGACAUGAACAGUGCUUGAGAAUGUAAAAUCAAAAUGCAGUUUAAAUCUGGAAAUAAACUAAGUUUGAGGAUAAAGAA
Messenger RNA from Carassius carassius (crucian carp), 1613 nucleotides. RefSeq names its product developmentally-regulated GTP-binding protein 2-like. Gene Ontology annotation, biological process: cytoplasmic translation. Bases 179 to 1273 code for a protein of 364 amino acids. The transcript has 13 exons. The record is from RefSeq and is a predicted model, not a curated record. NCBI's taxonomy places the organism in Eukaryota, Metazoa, Chordata, Actinopteri, Cypriniformes, Cyprinidae. Gene Ontology annotation, molecular function: GTP binding; GTPase activity. Gene Ontology annotation, cellular component: cytoplasm.